GUGGGUGGACAUGAGCAUGUGAUUGGGUCCCAUCAUCUCCCUGAGGCGGAAGGCUGUCUCGUGCGUCGGCUGAGACAGGGGAGCGUCGAGCCGAAACUGCCACAGAUCUGCUGUGGGUCCCGAAUCAGAUGGGUUGAAUCUUUGCGGUUCAUUUGGUCGACCUAUCCAUCGCUACCGUCGAAAGGGACGGUGGUGGUAUGAUGAGCUCGAAGCGCACCGUAACUAAAACAGCAUCAAAUACGGUGACCACUAAAGGGCUCAUUUAGCGCGCGCAACCCGACCCGUUCCGCCUCCCAUCUCCCGAAUCGAUCCGCGGUCUCCGGUUCUCUCGCUCCGUCUGCGUCGCCUGCGAUUCUGCCUCCGCGGUAAGAGUACUAGGUAUUGAUGUCAAGGGUGAUCAAGAAGUUCUUUUUUACAUCCAUGAUCAUGUGGAUAGCUCCAGUGGCUAUAUUAUAUGGAUUUAACAAUCAUAUAUUUCCUGGUACAGGCCAGCUUUCAUCUUCAAGCCAAACACUUGUAAGUGGAUUUCUUGCUGUUAUUUCGGUGAAUCUGGUGAUUGUGCUAUACAUUAUCAUGGCCAUGAAGGAGACGGGUAGCAGUGAACACCAACCAGAUGCUGCCUUUCUAGCAGAGGCCAAUGCUAGCAUUAAGCAACCAUCAAACGUGACAACCAACGAUGAUACCCAGGCUCGGGAAAAAGUGGAAUAAGCAUUCAUGUUUGUUUUGGAUGCUUCUGUAACCAUUUAUGUUGUCAAGUUUGUGUAAGAUGACGAAGCAGCACUUGGAGUUGUUUUUCUUUUACCUUCCAUUGGAUCAUUGUAAUAUAAAUGAUGCUGAGUUGUGUUUUGAACGAACAAGAAAAAGACUCCAUAUUUGUGAUGGUUCUUAUGCAACCCAACAAGAAGUUUAAUGCAAAGAUGUGGCAGCUGUUUGAUCCAUGGAAGAACAAACGACACAACAGCGUGCUCGACAUCAUUAUCAUA
Molecule: messenger RNA, 983 nt
Organism: Musa acuminata AAA Group (dessert banana)
Lineage: Eukaryota; Viridiplantae; Streptophyta; Magnoliopsida; Zingiberales; Musaceae
Exons: 3
Coding region: 385-708 (107 amino acids)
Biological process (GO): vacuolar proton-transporting V-type ATPase complex assembly
Cellular component (GO): endoplasmic reticulum membrane
Source: RefSeq, a predicted model, not a curated record